Molecule: messenger RNA, 7787 nt
Organism: Acinonyx jubatus (cheetah)
Lineage: Eukaryota; Metazoa; Chordata; Mammalia; Carnivora; Felidae
Gene: GATAD2A
Product: GATA zinc finger domain containing 2A
Exons: 13
Coding region: 2453-4372 (639 amino acids)
Biological process (GO): negative regulation of transcription by RNA polymerase II
Cellular component (GO): NuRD complex
Molecular function (GO): sequence-specific DNA binding
Source: RefSeq, a predicted model, not a curated record
AAACUUGCCAUUAGAAUAGAAUAGCUGGGGGAUGCCUGGGUGGCUCAUUUGGUUAAGUGUCUGAUUCUUGAUUUCGGCUCAGGUCAUGAUGUCAGGGUUUGUGAGAUUGAGCCCUGUGUCUGUGCUUACAGUCUGUUUAGGAUUCUCUCUCUCUCUGCCCCUCCCCCAUGUUCCCUCUCCCCCUCCCUUCCUUCCUCCCUCCUUCUCUCUCUCUCUCUCAAAAUAAAUAAAAAAUAAUAGAAUAGCAGAAUAGUUGGAGGUUUUAUUUCUUGACGUGAAAAUAAACAUAACCCUUUAGCCAGCUAUAAAGUUAAUACAGCUGAUUGAGAUGCUGGUGUGUAAGACAUGGAGGCAGCCUGGAUGGUACAUUCUUGGGAACAAGGCUGGCUGCCAUUAGAACUUUCUGUUGGCCACCUCAUAGAUGGAGCUGAUGUCUUCUGCAGGUGGGGCUUUUUGUGAUCCUCACUCCCAAAUGUUUCUGUCUUGACUGAUCCUGGAGACUCAGGACCACUCUUUGUCAUUUCAAGAGGAUUCUUUGCAUGUUUUAGUCAUAGGUCACACAGGGAUAUAUGUGUUUUCAAAGGAGACUGACUGCCUGCUUGCCCUAGGCAGAGGUACUAGGUGGGGAACCCCAGACAGUAAUUUUUUGCUCUUAGUCUUAAUUCAUUCUGGAGCAGUUGACCAAGAGAUAAUUGGGGUGCUCCGGGUAUUCCUAUUUGAAAUGAUAGGCAAUGAAAUGCCCUCCCUCUUUGCGAGUUGGAUACCUCAUGUUGGGGUUACUUGAGGUUACUGGGUUGGUUUUUUUUGUUUGUUUUUUGUUUUAAAUAUUUUUGAGAGUGCACAAGCAGGGGUAGGGGCAGAGAGAGGGAACAGAGGAUUUGCAGUGGGCUUUGUGCUGAUAGCAGCGAGUCUGAUGCGGGGCUCAGACUCAAGAACCGUGAGAUUGUGACCUGAGCCAAAGUUGGACACUCAACUACUGAGCCACACAGGAUGUUAGAUGUCAGUGGUGAAUCCCCUGGGCCUGGCUCUGCCCCACAAGAUAGGGGAGCUUGGUGCUCAGAACUUGAGGGGGGAUACAGUGUUUUCCUUUUUGGUGACGAUGAUUGGUGGUUAAGCUCUUUGGGCUAGUUGUGUGGGUCUCUCUUGUGUAGAGUUUUUUGUGUCAGGAGCUUGCACCCCUGGUGGCCUGUGUAAGUGUUCCCACAUCUAGCCCAGGUGCUCCAGGGAAUAUGUUUGAGUUGGGCUGCGAUGUCUUCUGGCUUCCAUUUUAAGGAAUGCUUAUAUCCAAGACGAGCUAGUCAUUUUUACCAUUCACUCACGAGGCAUUUCUUGAUUGUCUUGGUUCAUAGCUAUGAGAUGGGGCUGGGAAAGCUGUAUCUCAGGGAGAUGGGGUACAUUGGGAAGUCAGAGCUGAGGUGACCUAAGCAUACUUAAAGUCCAUCUGAGGCAUAAUGUUUACCACUGCUCUAACCUUACCAUUCUAAGUUUUUCCAGUGCCAUUUUGUAUAGUUUAGCGAGUGGAAGGCAGGAUUGAUAGUGGAGGAUGUCAGGUACAUGCCUAGUCUGGGAAUCAGGGUGUUAGAGUCAUUUUUGGCUAUAGGUAUACCAGGCCCUUGGGCUUUUUUCUGUACACACAUUGGCCCCAAAGGGUUAGAAUAAUCUGUGUGGUUUUACUUUAAGAGACAUUGUGCUGAAUGAAAUAAGCCAGACACAAAAAGACAAAUACCGUAUGAGUCCACUUAUAUGAGGUCACUAGAGCAGUCAAAUUCAUGGAGCUAGAAGAGUAGAAUGGUGGAUGCUAGGGGCUGGUGUGGUGGUAAUGGGGAGUUAGUGUUUAACUGGUGACAGAAAUUCAGUUUUGCAAGGUGACAGAGUUCUGGAAAUGGAUGGUGCUGGUGAUAGUUGCCCAACAGUGUGAAUGGACUUAACACCACUGAACUGUACAUUUAAUGGUUAAGAUGGUAUAUUUGAUGUUACCUAUAUUUUAGUACAGUAAGGAAAAAUGAAACCUUUCUGAAUUCAGAAAUAUCCUGCAUCCUUAUGAGCAUGUGUUUUACCCUCCCAAGAGUUAGCUUAGGGAGAAAGGAACAAAGGCACUCAUAUUUUGAUGGUCUAGCUUGUGCUGGAUGUUAUGAGGUUAAAGAAAAAAAAAAAUAGAUGUGUGGUUCUAGAAGGCCCAUUGUAGCAUCAUCUUGGGAGUGCUGGAGCAGAGAUUCUGUAGGUGUUCUUUGGUCCCCAUAGGGAUGGGGCCUGGAUGCACUUUCUCCAGCUGUCUGGGGUAACACAGGACUCUUGGAGUCUGCAGGGGACUUAAGAGAACAGAGUCCAGAAACAAUCUGAGGUCUUUUCUGCUCCAGUGCUUGGCUUAGAGAUAGAAGGUUGGUCAGCACGUUGACACAAGUUGCCUUUUGACGUAGCUGCCGCCAUGGCCAGCUGGUAGGAUCAGCAUCCCAUGCCCAGAAGCCAGUUCAGAAUGACUGAAGAAGCAUGCCGAACACGGAGUCAGAAACGAGCGCUUGAACGGGACCCAGCAGAGGAUGAUGUGGAAAGCAAGAAAAUAAAAAUGGAGAGAGGAUUGUUGUCUUCAGAUUUAAACACUGACGGAGACAUGAGAGUGACGCCUGAGCCAGGAGCAGGCCCAGCCCAAGGGUUGCUGAGGGGGGCAGAGGUGACAGCCAUGGGCAGAUGUGAAGGGCAGGCGGGCGACGGGCCCGUGGACAUGCGUACCUCAUACAGUGACAUGAAGUCUGAGAGGAGAGCCCCCUCUCCUGAUGUGAUCGUGCUCUCCGACAAUGAGCAGCCUGCAAGCCCAAGGGUGAACGGGCUGACGAAGGAGGCCUUGAAGGAGACCAGUACUGAGGCCCUCAUGAAAAGCAGUCCUGAAGAACGAGAAAGGAUGAUUAAGCAACUGAAAGAAGAGUUAAGAUUAGAAGAAGCAAAACUUGUUUUAUUAAAAAAGUUGCGGCAGAGUCAAAUACAAAAGGAAACCACCACCCAGAAGCCCACAGGCUCUGCUGGGAGUGCCGUGACCACCCCUCCCCCGCUUGUGCGGGGCACCCAGAACAUUCCUUCUGGCAAGCCAUCCCUUCAGACCUCUUCGACAAGAAUGCCUGGCAGUGUCAUCCCACCACCCCUGGUCCGCGGCGGACAGCAGGUGUCCUCCAAGCUGGGGCCACAGGCGAGCUCACAGGUCGUCAUGCCCCCACUCGUCAGGGGGGCUCAGCAAAUCCACAACAUCAGACAACAUUCCAGCACGGGGCCGCCACCGCUCCUCCUGGCCCCUCGGGCCUCUGUGCCCAGUGUGCAAAUUCAGGGACAGAGGAUCAUCCAGCAGGGCCUCAUCCGUGUCGCCAAUGUCCCCAACACCAGUCUGCUCGUCAACAUCCCACAGCCUUCCCCAGCAUCGCUGAAAGGGACAACAGUCACCUCUGCUCAGGCGAACUCCACCCCCACCAGCGUGGCCUCUGUGGUCACCUCUGCGGAUUCUCCAGCCAGUCGUCAGGCAGCUGCCAAGCUUGCGCUGCGCAAACAGCUAGAGAAGACGCUGCUUGAAAUCCCCCCUCCCAAGCCCCCUGCCCCAGAGAUGAACUUCCUGCCCAGCGCUGCCAAUAACGAAUUCAUCUACUUGGUCGGCCUGGAGGAAGUGGUGCAGAACCUGCUGGAGACGCAAGCAGGCAGGAUGUCAGCCGCUGUUGUUCUGUCCCGGGAGCCCUACAUGUGUGCGCAGUGCAAGACGGACUUCACGUGCCGCUGGCGGGAGGAGAAAGGUGGUGCCAUUAUGUGUGAGAACUGCAUGGCAUCCAACCAGAAGAAGGCACUCAAGGUAGAGCACACGAGCCGGCUGAAGGCUGCCUUUGUGAAGGCACUGCAGCAGGAGCAGGAGAUCGAGCAGCGCCUCCUACAGCAGGGUGCCGCCCCCGCACAGGCCAAGGCUGAGCCUGCCACUGCCCCACACCCCGCACUAAAGCAGGUCAUAAAACCCCGGCGUAAGUUGGCGUUCCGCUCAGGAGAGGCCCGCGACUGGAGUAACGGGGCUGUGCUACAGGCCUCCAGCCAGCUGUCCCGGGGCUCAGCCACAACGCCCCGAGGUGUCCUGCACACAUUCAGCCAGUCACCCAAACUGCAGAAUGCAGCCUCGGCCACAGCCCUUGUCAGCAGGACCGGCAGACAUUCCGAGAGAGCUGUGAGCACCGGCAAGGGCAAUGCCACCACCAACUGGAAGAAGGCACCCCUGAGUACAGGUGGGGCCCUUGCGUUUGUCAGCCCGAGCUUGGCAGUGCACAAGACCUCCUCAGCUGUGGACCGCCAGCGGGAGUACCUCCUGGACAUGAUCCCGCCACGCUCCAUCCCCCAGUCAGCCACGUGGAAAUAGUGCGAGCCGGGCCCGGUGGAGAACAGGCUCCCUCCUCCCUCCCACCUGGCCCUGCCACCCUCCACUCGGGAAGACAUCAUGCUCCCCGAGAGAAUGAGUGAGCGAGCGCCGGCCAUGCUGCAGAAGCAAGGGCUCCAUUCUUGGCUGCAAAAUCUCGUCGCAGCUGAGGGGCUGCUUCACAGGUGGACGAGGAAUAUCACUGGGGGACCUUUCCCUUGGGCUUUUUUCCUUUCUUUGCCUUUAGUUUGCCCAACACCAGCAGAAAAGUGGACCUCGGGGGCUGGUUCUGCUUCCGGCCCUUCCUUUCAGCCCCCCUCUCCCCCCAAUCCCCCCAAGCCCAGCAGGGUGCAUGGACGGCUCACCCUGGACACUGUGACACGCUCGGCGAGACCGGCGCCCGGGGCUUCUGAAGUCGAGCGGAGCGUUCUGUUUUGUUUUUGCUUCUCCCCAUCUUAGCCCUCCAAGUCUUUGACUGCCUUCCUUCAUGGCAAUCUCUAGGUUGACAGAUUUUUUUUUUUUUUAAUCACCUCAUGAUGAUGGAGUUUAAAGUAAACCGUGCAGACCCAGGGGUCCCUGCCGAGCACGGCCCCCACACCCCAGAGGGUGGGCCACUGACUGCCCAGCUCUCAGUCUAGCAGAAGGCCUCUGCUGCUGCUCAUCCCGGAGACCCCGGACCUCCCACACUUAGCAGAAGAACAAAUGCAACCCUGACCCAGACAGAGAGCCUGGAAUCCCGGAAGCCGCGUACCGCCAGUGGAGGGAGGAGAGAAUUGGCAGCAACAUCUGGAGCCUGAGUGGGAAAUUAGAGGGGCAGGCUAUUGUGUUUUUUGUUGUUGUUGUGGUUUUAUUUUAUUAAAUUUUUCUUUUCCUACUUAUUUUGAUGGACAACAUCCUAAGGUACCCUGGCCUAUGCUCCUGUCAGGUGUGUCUGGUGGGGAGGUGCCCCUGCCCCUCCAAGAUGUCAGGGUUUCUGUUUGGGUCUAGUUUAGAACCUUUCCUUAAAGCAGGGCCAUGCUGCCAGGGUUCGCCUUCAGACUUUUUUUUUUUUUUUAAUCCCUCUUUCGAGUCUACAGAAAUGUCUUUCAAAGGAUCAGGUCUGCUCUUAGUUUCAUUUUGGUUUCUCCCACUCUUUAAAAAUCAGUUCCAUGAGGAUAGACAGAAGCCGUCGUAAGUGUGCUGUGCACGGGGCUGUCUCUGUGCAGGUGCAAGGGUGUCCUGUGUGCAUGCACACACGUGUGUCGAUGUGGAGAUGGGGUACACUGCUCCCCACUUCAGCCCCAGCCCUAGUUUUCCUAUCCAUGCAGUUAGGGACUUAAUUUAAAAUCCUUAUUUUGUAGGGCCGCCGCCUUCAAAACACACUGCUACAACAUUCUAAUAAAGGCUCAUUUAACCCCCUCAUGUUGUGUGAAUAUCCAUGUUUAGCAACAUUUUGACCUGCGGUAGAAGACUUAGUUUUGCAACAUUCUAAUUUUUUGUUGUGUAAAACCCUAUAUUGCUCAUUGAUUUUUGUUUUGAGUGCAUAACUUACAUGGGCUGAAGGAGGGGAGGGUGGGGAAGAGUGGCUUUCAUUCCAAGAUCCAGGGAUUUGGGGGAUAGGAGGGAUAUUGACAUUGGGGGGGGGAGGUGUUUUUACACCAAAAAAUUAAGAGUAUGCAAGCAUUUCUAUUCCUCACAUUUUUCUGUGUGCCUGGCAAAUAAAUACUUGUCUUAUACUACCCUGAGCUGUUAGCCCUCUCUGUUCAAUGACAUGGGCCAGGUUUUCCAAAUCCUUCAAGAAGGAGCACCUGGUCUGGCCUCUUACGUGGGCAAACAGACCUCAGUUCUAUGCAGUAACUUGGGAUCAGGCAUCCAGGCGAGAGUCACCUCUGCACUGGAGGGGUGUGCCAGGAUUGUCACACCCCAGCUGGAGUUGAAUGGGUCUGUGACUCAAGGGCCUGAGUUGAGCUGUGCUGCACAGGUUGGGCCUCAACCCCAGCCCAUUAGAACCUCGCUCAUCACUGUGCUCAGGAACCACCUCUGCUCACCUUGCCUGGCUGGACUUCUACCAGCCUCUGAGCUAUUAAGGGAGCCUCAUGAAUUCAGUACAAAUCCGACCACCACUGGUGGAGGAUAGGGCUACAAGCCCUGGCUCUGCCUCCUCCAGCCCAGGGUCCCUGGGAAUAAUCCCAUCAGGGGCCACUUACUGUGACAUGUAACUUUUUUUUAAAGGGGACAAGAACGUGAGAUGCCUUAAUCUUUUGUUCAUUUCUACUGUAUCAAAACUCCUACUCCCCCCCCCCCUUUUUUUUAGUUUCUCCCUUUGUGGUAUAACUUCUCUGAUAAGACCCAAAUAAGUUCUUUGAUGAGACUUACGAUGUUACAGGAAAGGCAUAUUAAAUCUCUCUGCAUGUGGGGUUUGGACAUACUCAGAAAGGAUAUUAAUGUUAAGGGUGUUUUCCCAGCAGCAAAGCUCAUCCCUCAAAAUUGGCCACAGUGCUGGGGUUCUGGUCUCUCCCUGGCCCCUGGGGCCUCAGACCAAGAGGACCUGGUUCCUAGGAGCAGUGAGAAUUUGGGAGCCCUCCGUCCCAAACGAUAAAGGUCCCGAGUUAUCUGUGACAUGAACUCCCAAUGGCAACUGGGAAACUGUUCAAGAUGCUGGCCACCUCUGGAAGGAUGAAGGUUUGCAUAUUUGAAAUGGCCAUAUGUGUAUACAUGCAUGUGCACAUAGAUACCUGUGUGUCCACUUGGAGCCACCCAUUGCUCUGGCCAUCCUGCCCAUGUCAUGGGGCCCUGGUUCCUAGUAUCCCAACCGUGAUGUUGGGACCCACACCUUUGACAAGGCCGACAGUUGCCCUCCUUCCAGGGGUAGCCUCUGGUCCUGUCUGUACCCUGAGACCUUCAUGAAGCAAGGCUUGGCCCCAGCGCAGAGGGAAUGAAAGGCAACUGAGUACAGCCCUGCUGUGUUGCGGCUCCUGUGUCCUACAUGUCAUUUUCCUGUGGACAGUCAUGGGGAGGGAUUUUCUAUAUAAUUUAAACAUUCUCGUCACAGGGGUGUAGAUCAUGAAAAAGACAGUUGUUGCUGCUCCACCAUAGGGUUUUUAUUUGAUGCUGAGCUAUGCUGCACAUGAUGGUUGCCUAAAAAAUUCGGACUGAGCUUUUUUUUUUAAAGGACAGCUGAAGUUUUAUAAUACUUAACAAUGAAAGUGUAAUAGACAGUUACACUAGUGCAGGGUAUUUGGAAAGUGGGGUUUUGGGGGGUGGGUGGAGAGGUUGUCACUUGUAUUUAUUGUGACUCUAAAUCUUUGAUAAUAAAUGUAAAAAGUUGACCACCAAACCGGAAUAGAAGUUCCAAUGAACAGAGGCUGGAAUCAAUGGCUAUACAUUGUGUCAUGAGGAAGUCUUAGAAUCUGAAGGAAAAUAAAGAAAUGGACAAUGA